AUGCUGCGUGGGUCCGUGCCAGUGCGCGCAUGGACGCGUACCGCGUCGAGCGCUGUGCCGCGUGCUGCGGCGCCGGCGAGUGCCCCUGCGCGCGCCGCGCCAAGUGCUGCCGCACCGCCGCGCGCUGCGGCGCCGAAGAACGACGACGCGCCGGCGCCACAGGAAGAGCCGCCGGCGCCCGAGAUCGACUGGCGCAACGGCUUUGAAGGCAUUGGGCUGCGCCCGUUUCCGCAGGAGGCGGCGAGGGUGCUUGUGCAGCCGCUGGAGAAGGACGAUGUCGAAAUCAAGCCCGACGGGCUGCUGUACCUGCCCGAGAUCAAGUACCGCCGCAUUCUCAACCGUGCCUUUGGGCCGGGCGGCUGGGGGCUCGUGCCCCGUGGCGACCUCGAGGUCGGCCAGGGCAUCGUGAGCCGUGACUGGGCGCUGGUGUGCAUGGGGCGCUUCGUGUCGACCGCCAAGGGCGAGCAGGAGUUUUUCCGGCCCAGUGGCGUGUCGACCGCGAGCGAAGGCGCCAAGUCGAAUGCGCUGAUGCGCUGUUGCAAGGACCUCGGCAUUGCGUCUGAGUUGUGGGAUCCCCGGUUCAUCCGGCAAUUCAAGGCGAAGCACUGCGUUGAGGUGUGGGCCGCCGGCACCGACGGCAAGAAGAAGAAGCUGUGGCGGCGCAAGGACGAUGCGCCGCUGGAAUACCCCUACAAGGAGAGCGGCGUCGUUUCCAGAUAG
Malassezia japonica is the source of this 720-nucleotide messenger RNA. RefSeq lists its product as uncharacterized. Gene Ontology annotation, biological process: interstrand cross-link repair; recombinational repair. Gene Ontology annotation, molecular function: single-stranded DNA binding. Gene Ontology annotation, cellular component: mitochondrial chromosome; mitochondrial nucleoid. The record is from RefSeq and is a predicted model, not a curated record. The coding region runs from base 1 to 720 and encodes 239 amino acids. The transcript has a single exon. Lineage: Eukaryota; Fungi; Basidiomycota; Malasseziomycetes; Malasseziales; Malasseziaceae.